This is a messenger RNA of Lasiosphaeria miniovina, 574 nucleotides long. RefSeq lists its product as uncharacterized. The coding region runs from base 301 to 519 and encodes 72 amino acids. Lineage: Eukaryota; Fungi; Ascomycota; Sordariomycetes; Sordariales; Lasiosphaeriaceae. The transcript has a single exon. The record is from RefSeq and is a predicted model, not a curated record.
GCUGCCAUAGCCGAGCAACUUGUUUAUCGAGUGAAGUUAACGUGGUUGGUUUUUAAACUGAACCGGUUGCUUUUUGUGAAUUGACGGCGGAAUUAAGUGCCUCGUGUAGUGUAGGUGCCUAUAACUGUUCCGUAGACAUCAAUAGAGAAAACGAUCGAGCUAGCAAAACCCAGGUAAGAACCUCAAAGAGCAUCUUCCUACUUAUAUCAAAGGUAGGUGAGUAAGUACCAAGUAAGUAUCUAAACCCUUGCCUUCAUUUUCCCGCUGAGAAAUUCUCGUUAUAUUAUAUAGUCCAGGACAAUGGAUGUGGUACGAAAGUUUAUCAUCCUACCACUAACUACAUUUUUAGAUCGAUGGGUUGCGGAGCUUUGUUCUUGUUAUGUCCCAGCAUUUGCUUUGGUUAGUCCCGGACCGAGCCGAAUGGAGACAGUCAGGGCUCGGACUCGGGAAAUUAGUGGAACGGAGGGUUACGAAGUAAAAACGAAAAGAGGGACUUGGAGUCGCGGGGCGCGGACAUAACGGCGGGAAACAGUGAUCAAUUAAAUCGCCUGCCCAAUGCCUAGUAACACCACCU